AUGCAUUUAUAUUUGACUAUAUUUGCUUUAUACACAUCAUAUCUUGUACUUGCUCAAGAAGAUUAUACUAAACCAGAUGAUGAAUCAGAUGAAGAUCCUUGUGAAAAUGUAAAAUGUAAAUUGGGUGAAAUGUGCAAAGAGGGAAAAUGUAACUGUUUGGAUAGUUGUCCAUCAGAAUGGAAUAGUUAUAAUAGACAAUUAUGUGUAGAUGGUGUCACAUACAGACAUGAAUGUGAUCUAUGGAGAAAUCAAUGUUAUUGUAGAUCUGGUGAUUCAAGAUGUGGUAAUGAUCAAUUUAGUAAUCAUAGAGCAAAUGAAAACUCGGCAAUAAAAUAUUAUGAUGAAUGUCGUGAUCUUAGCGGUUUAUGUGAUUGGGAUCAAAAUGAAAGUACAUUUUCUUUUCGACUUGGAAUGUGGUUUCAAGAGUUGUUACGUCAAAAAUGGUCUUCUACUUCAUGGUCAAAUGAUGAUGAUAGUCUUCUACGUCCAAUGGAUGCUAAAGCAAGAAGUACUACAAGUAAAUUAGUAUCACAAAGUUCACCACAUGAAAGAGUUAAUGGAGCUGUAAUUAGUUAUUGGUUUUGUGAACUUGAUCGAAGAAAUAGAGGAUCAUUACAACAAGAUGAUUUAAACUAUUUGUAUCAACUAUUAUUACCAUCAACCCCAUGUUUAGAAGUAUUUAUUAAUCGAUGUUCCGGUUCUGGUGGUAUAUCAUUUGAUCAAUGGCAUAAUUGUUUUGAUAUCCCACAAGAAGAACGUGUUCAAUGUAAUGAAUUCAAAUAA
This is a messenger RNA of Schistosoma rodhaini, 783 nucleotides long. NCBI's taxonomy places the organism in Eukaryota, Metazoa, Platyhelminthes, Trematoda, Strigeidida, Schistosomatidae. The record is from the annotation of a GenBank genome assembly.